Molecule: messenger RNA, 856 nt
Organism: Dipodomys ordii (Ord's kangaroo rat)
Lineage: Eukaryota; Metazoa; Chordata; Mammalia; Rodentia; Heteromyidae
Gene: Clic3
Product: chloride intracellular channel 3
Exons: 6
Coding region: 19-732 (237 amino acids)
Source: RefSeq, a predicted model, not a curated record
ACGGGCUCAGCUCCCACCAUGGCCGAAACUACCAAGCUGCAGCUGUUUGUGAAGGCCAGCGAGGAUGGCGAGAGUGUGGGGCACUGCCCCUCCUGCCAGCGGCUUUUCAUGGUCCUGCUCCUGAAGGGAGUGCCCUUCACCCUCACCACGGUGGACACUCACAGGGCGCUGGACGUGCUGAAGGACUUCGCACCGGGCUCACAGCUGCCCAUCCUCCUCUACGACGGCGAGGCUAAGACCGACACUCUGCAGAUCGAGGAGUUCCUGGAGGAGACGCUGGGGCCUCCGGACUUCCCCCACCUGGCGCCCCGCUACCGCGAGUCCUGCACUGCUGGCAGCGAUGUCUUCCACAAGUUCUCUGCGUUCAUCAAGAACCCGGUGCCCGCACAGGACAAUGCUCUGUACCAGCAGCUGCUGCGCGCCCUCACCCGGCUGGACAGUUACCUGCGCGCCCCGCUGGAGCACGAGCUGGCUCGGGAGCCGCAGCUGCGCGAGUCCCGGCGCCGCUUCCUGGACGGGGACCAGCUUACGCUGGCUGACUGCGGCCUGCUGCCCAAGCUGCACAUUGUGGACACCGUGUGCACACACUUCCGCCAGGCGCCCAUCCCCGCGGAGCUGUGUGGCCUGCGCCGCUACCUGGACAGUGCGCUGCAGGAGAGGGAGUUCAAGUACACAUGCCCACACAGUGAGGAGAUCCUGGCAGCUUACCGGCCUGCAGUGCGUGCCCGCUAGUGCCCCACCGCACCCGCAACCCUUGCCCGCUCAUGUGCUUGUGUGCAGCCCGAUAAAAGCAUCUUGGUCCCCAGUGAAUGUGUCCUGAACGCCGGAGUGGCCGGAGGUGGCAGUCACACCACCC